Zychaea mexicana is the source of this 2481-nucleotide messenger RNA. RefSeq names its product transmembrane amino acid transporter protein-domain-containing protein. Gene Ontology annotation, biological process: amino acid transmembrane transport. NCBI's taxonomy places the organism in Eukaryota, Fungi, Mucoromycota, Mucoromycetes, Mucorales, Lichtheimiaceae. The record is from RefSeq and is a predicted model, not a curated record. The transcript has 3 exons. The coding region runs from base 184 to 2196 and encodes 670 amino acids. Gene Ontology annotation, molecular function: amino acid transmembrane transporter activity.
CAUCACCUCUUACUUUGUUAUGUACGUAGUCGGAGAAAAAAGAGCAAAGGAAGAUCGCUGUAUGUGCUCUUCUUAUUAGGGGGGGGUUGCUCUUUUAUAAUAAAGCCCGGUCUUCGGCUUUCAACCUAUUUCGAACACAGUUCUUUCUUUUUCUCUCUUUUUCUUUCGUUUCACACACAAACAAUGUCAUCUCCAUUACCGGUGAAUGCCAAAGCAUUCUCCGAUCGACACAAUCAAGAACAAUACCAAAAUGACAGCGAACGGAAUCUUGCCGGUUCGUUUGACCGAGCUUCGUCCAUAGCCCGCCUGUCGUCUUCACCCGUCCCACCCAACGUCUUUUACGGCUCGUCUCCAGCGGCAUCCAUCAAAACCUAUGGCAGCACAAACGGCAACGGCGGUGGUGCUGGUGGCGGCGCCGACUUGAGCCGAGUAGGCAGUAGCCACUCACUCUUCCGCCCCUUGUCCAAUACAACCACACAUACGGAUUUGCCAGAGGGCCAAGUUGCCAAAAUGGUAAAGCGACACUUGGUCGAGACCUCGCCAGUGCCGUCACGUCACGAAGACGAAUACCCGUCGGAUGACAACUCGUCCGGCAUCACGUCAGUCCAUCAGCUUCCUGGUGGAUCGAUCACCCACGGUAUCUACAAGUGGACCGAAAAUGUAGAGCACAGUCGAUACCAGCGGAAACGAACCCGAUCCGUGGUAUUGCCGCGCAACGAGCCGUCAGAUCCUGCCUUGGCCAACCUCAAGGAUCCGGGAGGUUUCCGUCGUCAUUUUAUUCGUGCACAGCGUCAAGGCCAGGAGCCAUCGCCUUGGGCGACCAAGUCGUUUGUUGAGUUUCUGGCAUUGUAUGGCCAUUUUGGUGGUGAAGAUCUGAGCGAUGACGAGGAUGAUGAUGACGACGAAGAAGAAGAAGGGUUCUUGGAGGGUGCAGAUGAGGAGUCUCCGCUGAUACCUCAGAGACGUGGCGACGAACCGCAGGGCACGGCAACGCCAGCAAAGGCGGUGUUCUUACUGCUAAAGUCAUUUGUCGGCACCGGAGUCAUGUUUUUACCCAAAGCGUUUUACAAUGGAGGCUUGAUCUUUUCAACGGUCCUGCUUUCGUCCAUUGCGGUCAUUUCGCUCUAUGCCUUCCUUUUGCUCAUUGAGACGCGUAACAAGGUUCCAAUGUCAUUUGGUGACAUUGGUGGCGUCCUCUUUGGCAAGGGCAUGCGUCUUCUUGUGCUGUUUGCCAUUACACUUUCGCAGAUUGGCUUUGUGUGUGCAUACAUGGUCUUUGUUGCACAGAACCUGCAGGCCCUCGUAGAGUCUAUCUUCCACUGCGAGGUUAACGUCCCUCUCGCCUAUCUCAUCCUGGGCCAGAUUAUCGUGUUUGUGCCCUUGGCCAUGAUCCGAAAGAUCCAAAAGCUGUCUGCCUUUGCCUUGAUUGCUGAUUUGUUCAUUCUCAUCGGCCUGGUCUACCUCUACUAUUACGAUUUCCUUGUCCUGGCUACGCAUGGCAUUGGCCAAGUCAUCUGGACUGUCAACCCGUCUUCCUUCCCCAUGUUUAUCGGCACCGCUGUGUUUACAUACGAGGGCGUUGGCCUUGUGAUCCCCAUCACCGAAUCCAUGAAGGAUCCGUCAAAGUUCCCCAAAGUGCUUUCAUGGACCCUUUUCGGCAUCACCCUCCUGUUUCUGUCCAUCGGAUUCAUCUCUUAUCUCGCAUUCGGUGAAGAGGUCCAGACUGUCAUUAUGCUCAACCUGCCUGCCACCGGUACGGUCGAUACCAUUCAAGGCCUCUACGCACUGGCGAUCUGCUUGUCCAUCCCACUCCAGUUGUUCCCAGCCAUCCGUAUCAUGGAGAAUGGUCUGUUUACCCGCUCCGGCAAGAACAACCCUGUGGUCAAGUGGCAAAAGAACGCAUUCAGAUUCGCCAUGGUUUUGGCGUGCGCCGGAAUUGCCAUUGCUGGCUCGAGCGAUCUCGAUAAGUUUGUCUCUCUGAUCGGUUCCUUUUGCUGUGUUCCGCUCUGUUUCCUGUUCCCACCACUGUUUCAUCUCAAGGGCGUGGCCAGUACGUUCCGUCAGAAGUUUAUCGAUAUCACCAUCAUCGUGUUUGGCGUUGUAUCAAUGACAUACACAACCUUCAUCACCGUCUCUCUUUGGUCCACCGGUGAUGAAGCUCCACCAGUCUCUAGAUGCAUUCCUCAUGGCAACUAGACUGUAUUUUUCCUAACACACACACAAAUAUACACACAUACACUCGCUUGCUCCAUCCACAACAUUAUAUCCUCCUAUACCAUGUUCUGUUCUUUUUUCCUUCUUUUAAAUACAUAUUGAAUAAAUAGCCUAUCUUGUCAAUAACUCAUAUAAAGACUUUUACAUAUGCCAUUACCAUAUCAUAGCAAUCUCUAUACAAUAACAUUUGUCUCACUAGAAACGACAAGUAUUACAGUGCUCCCUUCAAUUUAAAAUGUAAAUGCAACUGUACUGGAUAAUAAAGAG